AUGGGGGUGACAGGUGUCAAUGGAUUUUCCUGCUGUGGCAAGCAGUCAGUAGACAUUAUGGAUACACAGAGUAACUUACUCCAACACCAAUCUGAGUCCCAUCUGGUACAAGAAGAUGAGAGAGAGCUAGAAGCAGAACUGCUGGAACAUGAGCCAUUGCCCAAAGUGGAGCCAGACGUGGACCUGGACCCGGACCCGGAGCUGGAGGCAGACUUAGACGGAUCCUUGCCCAAGCCUGAGUCCAUGCUAGAAACAGAGCCAGAGUUGAGGGUGACUGACUUGAAGUCCUUCGAUGAAGCCCCUGAGCAGCAGAGCAUAGAGCCCCUCUACCCCAACAAGGAGCAGAACCUCAGACAGUGCAGCCUAACCUCCAUGGAAGAGGAGCAGAGGCCCACCAGCCAUUGUUCCAUUUGCUUGCAGACCUCCAAUCACCUCUUCUGGGCAGACAAGAACAUCCAGACCUCAGAACACAGCCUGAUACAGGUGAUAGGCCUGGAGCCCAGCAAAAACAUCACAGACAUGCUGACCUCCAGCCGCACAGGCCAGGAGCCCGUCCCCAACAACACCCUGUGCUACAGGGCCCAGGGAGCUCAUUCAACUACAAGCUCCCAGACACUGCUGACAAGCCCCUGCCUGUCCUCCUCCAGUCUCCCAGGAGCCAUCGGCCUGGCUGACCUAAUCAGUUUUGCGUCUUCCCUGGUCAUGGCCUCCAGCAGCAAGGACCUGCCCAACUUGGAGCACCUGAUCAAAGCUCCUUCCCAGAAGGCCAUGGCGCCUUCUACAGAGCCCACCAAGGAACCUGCUGCCCAGCCAACCGAGGCAGAGCUGGAGCUGGAAAAGCCCACUGAGGUGCCACCAGAGAAGCCAUCAGAGAAACCACUUGAAGCUGGUGAGCCACAAAAAGUUUGGAAUGAGGAAUACAGGAGCUUCAACAAGCCAGGGAUCAAGAGGGCCACCAUUGAAGGGGAAGUCAAGUUUCUCCAGCCACCAGCCUUGGCUCUAUCGCCUCAGGGAGCCAGGAAAGACUCGGUGCCAGGGACCAAGAAACAGAGUCCAUUAUUGCUGAAAAUCCAUUUUAAGCUGUCUUCCCCAUAG
This is a messenger RNA of Trichechus manatus latirostris (Florida manatee), 1095 nucleotides long. RefSeq names its product spermatogenesis associated 32 (gene SPATA32). The record is from RefSeq and is a predicted model, not a curated record. Gene Ontology annotation, biological process: spermatogenesis. Gene Ontology annotation, cellular component: perinuclear region of cytoplasm. The coding region runs from base 1 to 1095 and encodes 364 amino acids. The transcript is spliced from 5 exons. Lineage: Eukaryota; Metazoa; Chordata; Mammalia; Sirenia; Trichechidae. Gene Ontology annotation, molecular function: actin binding.